Molecule: messenger RNA, 939 nt
Organism: Parastagonospora nodorum SN15
Lineage: Eukaryota; Fungi; Ascomycota; Dothideomycetes; Pleosporales; Phaeosphaeriaceae
Exons: 3
Coding region: 1-939 (312 amino acids)
Biological process (GO): regulation of DNA-templated transcription; nucleotide-excision repair
Cellular component (GO): transcription factor TFIIH core complex; transcription factor TFIIH holo complex
Source: RefSeq, a predicted model, not a curated record
AUGAAUUCCAUCGACGCCUCGGACCGCCAUGUGCAUAUCGAGACAGCUCCACCACCAUCACUACUAGCUGUUGUCCUCGACACGAACCCACAUGCCUGGGCACAUCUCUCGUCUUCCAUUUCGCUCUCGGCCGCCCUCGCAAAUAUCCUGGUCUUCAUCAACGCGCACCUGGCUUCUGGAAACGCGAACGAAUCACGAAAUGGCACCAACGGCGAUGUCGAGAUGAAUGGAGCAGAGGAUAACAAGCCUUAUAUCGCGGAAAACCCCAACAAGUACCGGGCUUUUGCACUGGUCGAGAGUGCCAUCCUCAAGAACUUUGCGAAGCUGUUGGAAGAGACGAAUGAAAGCCAUCUUGCAGCAACGCCCACAACGCUCAUAGGCGGCGCCAUAUCUAUGGCACUGUCCUAUAUCAACAAGUCUACCAUUCUUCACGCACCAACUGGAGCUUCAGCCGAGAUCACCUCUGUUGCGGCGAUGGCUGAUACAGACAACAGCACGCACCUCGACCGUAUAGCGCUCACCUCUCGUAUCCUCAUCGUUUCCGUGUCGGGCGACCUGGCUAACCAAUACAUCCCUGUAAUGAACUCCAUCUUCGCAGCACAAAGAAAGAAGAUACCGAUAGACAUAUUAAAGCUGGCUGGAGAUACAGUUCUGCUGCAGCAGGCCAGCGAUGCUACUGGCGGGGUCUACAUGAAGCCUGAGAGGCCUGAGGGGCUAUUACAAUACUUGAUGAUGGCAUACCUGCCCGAUGCCACAGCGCGCAAGAGCUUGAUCAUUCCGAGGAUCCAGAAAGCGGCAACAACUUGGAUCUACACGAGAUCAGACAAGAUGCCAGCCGUCAUGCUCGCAUGGCGCGAGUCUCGCACCCUGACCAUGUUCGAUCCAAUCCGCGGCUUCGGAGUUGCACCUCCAACCCUGCCUGAAGUCUACGCGGACUAG